This is a messenger RNA of Plenodomus lingam JN3, 1173 nucleotides long. RefSeq lists its product as uncharacterized. Lineage: Eukaryota; Fungi; Ascomycota; Dothideomycetes; Pleosporales; Leptosphaeriaceae. Gene Ontology annotation, cellular component: cytoplasm. The record is from RefSeq and is a predicted model, not a curated record.
AUGGAGCAGGCGAAACAUGCUUUGAUCGAUCCUCUGAUCGAGCCAGACCCAAGUGACGAGACUGGAUUGAACACACGCUUUCGGUCCACUUUUGCACCUGCAGAACCUAUUACACCUCCUGGCUCAGAUGGAAUCACAAAAGACCUUGCAUCCUUAAAUAUUCGAGAGCAAAGAACGGGGAGUUCUGUGGAGACCAACCCGUACCGUCGAUCAAGAGCAUCUUCAGACACAAAAAAUCCUUUUGGAACACCUCGUGAGCGCUCAAGCCCCAAGAAUGAUAGGAGGCACAAUUAUCCUUCUCCUCCCCAAUCGGCUAGCCCUCGUCGUGAGAACUUCCUCCGGCCUCACGACUAUCGCUCAGAAAUUCUGGGGCACUUGAAUGAAGGUCGUCCUCGACGAUCGAGCAGUCCUGGUAAACCGACCUUUCAGACGAACGCACAUGCUCGCAGAGGAUCACUACGGGAACGCUACCCUGGUGACACGUCCAACCGGCCCCUUGACCAAAUCCGUAAAGAAGUGAAAGUUGCUCAUCGUGCUCCUCAUCUUAGAAAGAAGAACUUUCAAGGCGCCGACGUCAUCGACCGUCUCGAUCGCGCGGGAUUCUCCCAGUACCAUCACGAAGGCCCGUAUGAUGCCGCCAGUCUUGCGCGAAACAGGAAUGAAAAGUACAGUCCAGUCGCAGCGGUUCGGGAAUCCAACGAGGAGGCAUUGAGGGCCACUCCAGAGGAGAAUAUCAAGGACGCUCUGACCCGCCACCGUCCACUGGAAGGCGUCGCAAACAUUCCACCAGGCAUGCCUGAUCGUUUCGGCAGAGUUCUUCACUAUCAAGAAGGCGCUGACCUACAGCGUGAACCUGGCGGCGACUACCGCCGAUGGCCUGGACAGCACUACCACCCCGACGACCUCAAAGGCAAAGGUGAACCCUCCUUCACCAUUGAAAAGGCUCUCAAAGACCACAAGCGCCUCGGCGCCACGGGAACCGAAUUAUCAACUCGCCACUCCCGCAGCAAGAGCACUGGCCACCCAGACGCAGCACUCCUUUCUCCCGCUGGCCCCUAUACGGCCGACGCCUCUGGUAUUGGCCAAAGUGGCUUCAAUGGCCUUAGUAUGGGCAGUAGCCUAAAGAAACGCUUUGGCAGCAUGCGUCGCCGCAAGCAGGAAGUCGAGACGUAG